GGCAGCUCGGCUGACGUCAGGGAGGAAGGUGACAAGCCGCAGCUCCUCCUCCGUGCAGGCAGCACUCCAUAUAAUAGUUUCCUUCUGCUUUUCGCCGGUCAGGCGCGGAAAGAGCCGAGUGAGGAGGAGGCGGUGGGCACCUCGCCGAGGGAAACGGCGGCGGCGAAAGGGCAGUUUAGGUCCGCCAGCGGGGCCGAGGACGACAGCGCGCCUGCUGACCGCCGGUGGCCUCUCAACUCAGCCGCCGCCCGCCGCCCGCUCGGACCAGGCGAGGAGGGGCUUCUCUGCCGAGUUCUCUGGCUGUGGCGCAGCUCCCCAAGGGCUCGUGCGGCGGGGGGGAGGCGAUGUUCCCGCUGGGCUCCACCUGGAAUAUCUCUUUCGCGGGCUGCGGGUUCCUGGGGGUGUACCACAUCGGGGUGGCCAGCUGCCUGCAAGAGCAUGCGCCCUUCUUGGUCGCCAAUGCGAAAACCAUCUACGGCGCAUCCGCUGGAGCUCUGACAGCCACCGCUCUGGUCACUGGAGCCUGUUUGGGUGAGGCUGGUGCAAAUAUAAUUCAUGUCUCUAAAGAAGCUCGGAAGAGGUUUCUUGGCCCUCUGCACCCAUCCUUCAACCUGGUGAAAAUCAUCCGUACUUGCCUAUACAAGACCCUGCCAGACAAUGGACAUGAAUUGGCCAGUGGGCGCCUAGGCAUUUCACUGACACGGGUCUCAGAUGGAGAGAAUGUCAUAUUAUCAGAAUUCAACUCCAAAGAGGAACUUAUCCAGGCAUGUGUUUGCAGCACCUUCAUCCCAGUGUACUGUGGACUGAUCCCUCCAAGUCUUCAAGGAGUGAGGUAUGUUGAUGGAGGGAUUUCCGACAACUUGCCACAGUAUGAACUGAAGAACACCAUUACAGUGUCUCCUUUCUCAGGAGAGAGUGAUAUCUGUCCACGGGACAGUUCCACAAAUAUCCAUGAGCUGCGAGUCACCAACACCAGCAUUCAGUUCAAUCUGCGCAACCUUUACCGCCUCUCAAAAGCCUUGUUUCCACCUGAGCCACAGGUUCUGCGGGAUAUGUGCAAGCAAGGCUACAGGGAUGCUUUGCAUUUUUUGAAGAGGACUGGUCUCCUCCAUCAUCCAAGACCUAUGCUGCCUGUACUAGCCAUAGAAGAUAGUGCAGGAGAGAAGAACCCUGAAGAGGAAAAAGCUGGAGAAGAGCAUCAGUUGGAGGAGAACUCUGCACUGACAGUAGCUGAAGACCAUAUCUUUGAACACUUGCCUCCUAAAUUGCACCAGGCCCUUUUAGAAGCCUGCACAGAGAGGAGAGGGCUGUUUGCUAGCAUUGCCAACCUGUUGCCUGUGCGCCUAGCAUCUACCUUGAUGCUCCCAUACACCCUUCCUCUAGAGUCUGCUCUCUCCUUCACUGUCAGGUUGCUUGAAUGGCUGCCAGAUGUUCCAGAAGACAUUAGGUGGAUGAAAGAGCAAACAAGAAAAGUUUGUCAGUAUCUCAUGAGAAAAGCCAAGAACAAGCUAGGAAGUCAUCUCUCAGCACGGCUAUACUACCAUCUUGAACUCAGAAAGACCCAGAGUUUGCCUGUGCCCUUGAGCGUUGGCUAUGGAGAGGCAUUGCCAAAGUGGUUGCGGAAUAACCUCUCCCUAACAGACGUUAUGACAAAAUGGGAAGAAUACCAGCGCCAGCUGAUGCUGGGGCUAUUCUGCAUUAAUGUGGACCUCCAGGCUUCUAUCUUCCCAUCAGAAGGGCUUCAGAUGAGACACCCCCCUGCAGGCAGCUCACAAGAGAGCCUCCAGCUCUUCUAAAGCCAUCACCAGUAGUAUUUGAGCAAGUAGAAGGUGAGGGAGGGUAGCAGUAGUAUCCUUAAUAGGUUCUAAGGGGACUUCUUCCCACCAGGAACAGGGAGAACUGAAACCAAAACUACCUGAUUGUGCCAGUGUUAAGCAGGUGACUGACACGAUGUGAUACCCAACACACUCUAAUGGGUUUCAUGUUCACUUUUUGAGAUGAUGGUGUAUGAAUAUUCAGUGACUGCAAUAUCAUUGUUCUCUCUCUUGGUUGAACUAUUAAGAGUUUAAUUUUAGGACACCUCAGACUUGUGUAUUCAGAAGAUUGUGUUUCAAUCAUGCCCUGGCGUUCUUUGUUUUUAAAUCAGUAUUGUGAAAUGUGUAGCUUUAUAUUUUGUGUUUUUAAAGAUUUGAGUCCCCUGGGGUCUUUAAUACUAUGGGAUGCUAAAAGCAUGGCAGCCAAGUCUGCAAGCUAAGCCAGGUCUUGUAUCGGAGCCUGUCCUUCUUAUCAAAUGUGCAUGGAAACAAGUUAUGAAAUCUUCUCCACGUUCUCUUGCACAUAUUUUAUGGUGCCACUGCUGUAGAUAUAGAUUUGAAGAAUACAAGCUGUAAACUUAACUGUGUCCCCCUAGAAUUUCUGGAAUUUGUCCCUUCUAAGGAACUUCUUACAGUGGAGAGGGGAGAACUCAAAAGUGCUGACGUUUUGUUGUUAGAACUAUUUCUGAAUAUAAGGCUGUUUUUUGUUUUCUAAACCAAUCAGUGCAGUUUGGUGCUGAAUUUUCUCCAAAUGAUUUUUAAUUUAUGUUAGUUUCUGAACUCUAUUGUAGGGAUGAAAAAAAGGCUAGAAGAAAGUAAAAUGGUUUAAUGUAUGUUUUGAAAUAGCUUGUGAUUAAGUGCAAGUUUUGCUAAAAAUGGUGAGGUGAGAAAGUAGAAAAUGGUGAGCAAAGGAUUUGAUCUCACUUGCAAGGAAACAUGAAGAAUUUAUACUCUGGAGACCAAUGGUUCCAACAAGAUGAACUUGGAAGUGUAUGAACUCACAUCCACUUGUACCAAUAGGGAGCUUAAUCCCUUGUGAAAAUGAUGGUCUUUAUAGUCCCUUCCAUUUCUGUGGCUAUUGUUGCUCUCUGUAGGUGGUUCUAGUGAAUACAGGGGAUCUGCUGAAUAUGGGUAAACUAGAGCUGGAGGUCCUAAAUGACUGUACUUUGAGAACUGGAGGAACACAGAAAGUAGCGAGGUGCCAAAAAAGAAUGUAUCUCCUUCUUUGCAUGUUAGAUGAGUAGCUCUUGGAUUCCCUUCUUUUUCUGCUAAUAAAGUGCAGAAAAUAAACAUGCAAUAAAUAGGAAUUAAUUCCUCUUGGUUAAACUGACAUUCUUUCAAUUGAAAAAAAAAUCCUCAGUAGUCUAAAAGGGCAUUUAUUUGAUUGUCCAGAUCUGGAACCUGUUGCUGAUGCCUUUUUCUAAAUUCCUCAAUUGUCUACUGCAUCUGCAUUAAAGAUGAAGCACUCCAGAUAGCAAGAAUGAGUGCUGACCAUUGUUAUGUGGAAUCUUUUCUUAUAACCUCUUAUAAAUGUGAUCUGACUACUACUAAUUGCCAUCAGCAAUGAACUUUGUCUCAGGUUUCCCUGCCGGUGCCUUGUAACUACUGCACAGCAUGGCAAAGAUUUAUUGUGAUAGGAAAGCAGCAACAUUUCCCUUUCAUACUUCUUAUAGCAAUACUAUAUAUCUGACCUAUUUUCCAUCAGGGCUGGGGAUUCCACCCCCACCACCCCCACCACCCCCAUUUUGAUUUGCAUUGUAGAAGCACAAGGAUAAUUGCAUUGUAGAAGCACAAGGAUAAUUUUAUGCUACAUGAACAAAAUAAGGGUUUGGCAUAUUUAUGACAAGAAAUGUUUCUCUUUUAUUUCUAACCAAACUGCUGUCACUGUUCCACUUAUAUCGCAAACAAUCUGCCAAAGAACAUAGCCAAGGCAUGUGGGAUACAUACAUACAUACAUAAUAUAUAUGAGCAGAAGAGUGUUAAUAAUGAUGCAUUUUAAGUGCCAUUAGAGAACAAAUGUAAUUAGCAUACUUCAUUAUGUCUGUGAUAGACCAGAGAAGAAAAUGUAAUAAUUUGUUUUGUGUACGUUUUUGCAAAACUGAGCUGCGUGUCACUCUUUGUUAGCAGAGGUUCAUGAGGUAUGUCUGCGUAGGGUUGGGUUUCUUAAUUUCUUUUGAUGGGGAGUAUUCUUACCAAUGGUUAAAGUCCUAUUAGCACAAAAACUUCUGGCACUUAAGAGUUUAGCUAAUAAGGUUUCUUCUACCAAGAUCUUCAUCUGCAAAACUUUUGCAGUGACUGGCUGCUUUGUGUUUGGGAACAAGCAGUGCUGAUGAUACAGAAAAAAUAUUUCAGCCCUUUAUUGAUCACCCAAGUAGCAUAAUUGCCUGUUAUGUUUUUGCAUCUACCUUAUUUUACAUAAUUUGGAAUAGUCAAGCCCUUAGAGUGUGAAAUCUUUUAAGUAGGCAGGGUAGGAGUGGUCACAGAUUGGCACUGUGACCAGUUAAAUAGCUGCUAGCAUAUUCUUUAUGUGAACGUAGUGGGUGGCAUUUCUUUAUCUGUAAUUUGUGUUAGAUCCCUUUAGGCAAAUUGUGAAAGAUCCACAACACCAAAAGAAUCUGAUUCCCUGUCUUAGUUCUCAUUCAACAAUGGGAACUUGCUUUGUGGAAUUCUUGCUGUUUCUGGGUGCUUCAUUUCAUUGUAAAACAAGACAGACUCAACUAGCAACUGUUUGCCCAGUGGAACAAAAAAAAAAUAGAUAACUGUUGCAUUUAACUAUGGCCUGAGGUGCUAUUUUAUGAACAGUUUAAGCAAACAUCAGAACUUCUAUUUGGAGGAAGAAAUACUGUUACUUACUAGAGAAAGUUUUAACUUUUCUGUCACAUUUGCUUAUGGCUCAGUAACUGGGCUGGGGGUGGAGGUGGGGGAGGAAAUGCACACGAAGCUGAUACUUGUUGUAAUGAUAAACACUUUCAUGAAGUUCCAUUCUUUCCUUAAAAUAAUGAGCACCUCUAAGCAGGACUGUGAUUAAAGUACCUUAGAGGAGACUCUAAAUAUAGCUUGGCAAGUUUGAGGACAGAUUUUGUACCAACCGUGCCUCCUACCUGAAAUCUCUAGACAUUUGCUGUUGUUUGAGUGUUAUCUAGUUAAUCUGCUACAACUAAUCUAUUUUUAAGUUUAAUUUUAAAUAUUCAGAAAAACAAGCAUUUUUCUCUGUUGUGACAAGUUAGCACCUUUUUAAACUACUUCUAAUAUAAAUGCCUUUUUUUGUGCUUCUGAUGAGGCCAACAGUAAAUUUAUGUUUGUGUGUAUGUAUAACCAAUUACUAACUUAUUCAAUACUGUAUCCUAUUUUAAAAUAUCUUGCACAACAAUGUAGGUUUUUGUAGUAAGCUGCUUUAUAAGGCACAAUGAUUGUACUUCUGGUUUUUUGUUUGCUGCUAAUCUAGAGAGGACAUUUCUGUAGGCUACCCAAGAACCAGCUAGGAAAAUAACUAUAUUUAUAAAGUAAGUUUGUUCAUAAAGCUUUCAAAUUAAAAAAAUAAAUUAAAACAACUAAAACAGCCGUUCCAACUAAAAAAAGCAUUGGAAUAAAAAAACCCUUAUUUAUACUAAAAUCCAAACACUGGUGCCAAAAUUUCAUAUUGCAACAUGCACUGCACUUUUAAAGAAAAGCAAAAUUUGCAAUUAACUUUAUCUAAAAUUUAAGAUUUUGGUUCAAUUCAGUUGUAGCUACUGGACAGGCAAGAUCAUGCCAAGAAAUGGAUUAGGCAUCGUACAUCUGUGACAAGUAAAUGGUCCUCUUCCCAUUCUGCUGAUAAACUGCUGCCUUUCCUACAAAUGGCACAAAAUCGAAGAUGCCAAAGAAGGAUUUUCUCUGAAUGAAAAGGUUCUUUUCACCAAGGAAGGAACUCUUUGCCAAGUUUAUUGUUUUUGUGGGAGUGGGUACUGCUCUGAUAGUGUUGUGUACUUCUGUUAACAGCUUGUGGUAAACCAGUUUAUAGCACUUGCUGCUAUGCAAGUGAAUUUUUUUUUCUUGAACAGAAAGCAGAAACAAAAUUUGUUGGGAAACAAGCAGUUGAUUUAUUUACCUUAUGUCUUUGUUAAGUAGCAUUUGAAUAACCACUUGAAGGUUAUUAAUUUUUUAUGCUUUGUUUUCUGUUCCUUGUUUUGUUCCCCUAAUAUGUUGCUGGCAAUGUGUAAAGUAUUUAUUUUGAAAGAAUAUACCUCUAAUAAAAUACUUCCUAAAAGUA
Sphaerodactylus townsendi is the source of this 6063-nucleotide messenger RNA. RefSeq names its product patatin like phospholipase domain containing 2 (gene PNPLA2). Gene Ontology annotation, molecular function: triacylglycerol lipase activity. Gene Ontology annotation, cellular component: cytoplasm; membrane; lipid droplet. The coding region runs from base 345 to 1796 and encodes 483 amino acids. The transcript is spliced from 9 exons. NCBI's taxonomy places the organism in Eukaryota, Metazoa, Chordata, Lepidosauria, Squamata, Sphaerodactylidae. The record is from RefSeq and is a predicted model, not a curated record. Gene Ontology annotation, biological process: positive regulation of triglyceride catabolic process; triglyceride catabolic process; lipid homeostasis.